GCGCUGCCGCCGGCGCUGCGCGUCUCCCGCCUCCUGAUGUGCCUCUCCAACGGGCUGGGGCUCCUGGGCUGCCUCCUCGCCGCCCCGGGGCUGGAGGGCUGGAGGGCCUGCGAGGGCAAACCGGGGCUAAAGCGGCGGCUCCUGCUCGCCGGGGGAGCGGCGUUAGGCACGGCGGGGAUGGCCACCCUGGCGCCGGUCUCCUGGGUCGCCUACAACACCGUCCUUGACUUCUGGGAUGACACCGUCCCCGACAUCGUCCCCCGGUGGGAAUUCGGGGAG
This is a messenger RNA of Nipponia nippon (crested ibis), 279 nucleotides long. RefSeq names its product claudin 25 (gene CLDN25). Gene Ontology annotation, cellular component: bicellular tight junction; membrane. Gene Ontology annotation, molecular function: structural molecule activity. The record is from RefSeq and is a predicted model, not a curated record. Lineage: Eukaryota; Metazoa; Chordata; Aves; Pelecaniformes; Threskiornithidae.